AGUCCUCGGACGCCGUGAUCAGAGGGGGCCUUCCAGCGGUAUUAAAACCAGGUCGCGGACUUAUGACGUCCUCUUCACCCGCUACCCCAGAGUAGGAAACGAAAUUGACGUUCGUCAUCCAUCCCUUUCCAACAAUGGCCGAGGAAGGCGUUGCCGCCGGAGGUGUGAUGGAUGUCAACACAGCUCUCCCCGAAGUGCUCAAGACCGCACUCAUCAAUGACGGCCUUGCCCGCGGUAUCCGUGAGGCGGCCAAAGCCCUGGACAAGCGCCAGGCCCAUCUGUGCGUCCUGGCCGCCAACUGCGACGAGCCCAUGUACGUCAAGCUGGUGGAGGCCCUCUGCGCCGAGCAUCAGAUCAACCUGAUUAAGGUCGACGACAACAAGAAGCUUGGUGAGUGGGUCGGUCUGUGCAAGAUUGACCGGGAGGGCAAACCCCGCAAGGUGGUGGGCUGCAGCUGCGUGGUUGUCAAGGACUAUGGCAAGGAGUCACAAGCCAAGGAUGUCAUUGAGGAAUACUUCAAUGCCAAGAAAUGAGAGACAAUAAAAUGUUGGAACUG
Messenger RNA from Syngnathus acus (greater pipefish), 556 nucleotides. RefSeq names its product ribosomal protein S12 (gene rps12). Gene Ontology annotation, biological process: translation. Gene Ontology annotation, cellular component: cytosolic small ribosomal subunit; ribosome. The record is from RefSeq and is a predicted model, not a curated record. The transcript is spliced from 6 exons. Lineage: Eukaryota; Metazoa; Chordata; Actinopteri; Syngnathiformes; Syngnathidae. The coding region runs from base 135 to 533 and encodes 132 amino acids. Gene Ontology annotation, molecular function: structural constituent of ribosome.